Staurois parvus is the source of this 368-nucleotide messenger RNA. The record is from the annotation of a GenBank genome assembly. NCBI's taxonomy places the organism in Eukaryota, Metazoa, Chordata, Amphibia, Anura, Ranidae.
CUUGUUGUAUCCACUGUGGAAUCUAAGGGGUUAAUCCUCUGCAUUAUGUAAAAAUGCUGUUUGAUCCUAAAUUCUCUGAUCCUCCCUUUCUUACAGUGCCCCCCCUCUUAUCUCCUGAUAAGACAUAUCAAGUGGAGACACUCUGCACAUGCUCAAUUUGGUGUCUAUUGCUAGACAGGUUUUUUUUGCUUAGGAGAGUGCAUGUGAUCAGCACAGGGCCAAUCAGCACUGCCCAGACAGAGAGGUCAGGGGUCCUGCAUCCUCCUAGAGCAGAAUAAAAACUCCUCCUACAAGCUUUAACCAGUACUCUGCUGGACACUGAUAGAAGUCACAAGACUGCUCUAACUGCUGAUGAGAAAAGGUAUUUA